Canariomyces notabilis is the source of this 2409-nucleotide messenger RNA. Its product is annotated as initiation factor 2. NCBI's taxonomy places the organism in Eukaryota, Fungi, Ascomycota, Sordariomycetes, Sordariales, Chaetomiaceae. Bases 1 to 2409 code for a protein of 802 amino acids. Gene Ontology annotation, molecular function: GTPase activity; GTP binding; translation initiation factor activity. The record is from RefSeq and is a predicted model, not a curated record. Gene Ontology annotation, biological process: translational initiation. Gene Ontology annotation, cellular component: cytoplasm. The transcript has 2 exons.
AUGGAGUGGUCACAUCUCGCUCGUCGGCGACAAGCAGUUGCCCGGAAGCUUGAUCUGUCAAGGCCGCUGGAUCCAGGUCAGCUAUUUGGCGAGCAGCAGCAACCUUCCCGGGUGCCACUCAAUCCGAGAUCACCACUCGGCAGACAGCAAGCCUCGGCCCAACGCGCCCAGCCGAACGACGACCCAUGGAAGGAACUGCUCCAAAGCCAGAGUGACCCUGACAAGAAACAGAAACAAUCCGAUCCAGACGUGGAUAUCAAAACUUGGGCUUGGGUCGAUGAGGAUGCCAGUAGAUUCGACGGCACAACAAAGGACAUGCCGAUGCAGCAGAAAGUUAGUCCAGCCCCGCGAGUGAGUGAUUCUUCCGCUCCCGACUCUCGCUGGCGGGAUAAAAAGAGCCGGAGAAGCCGUGACGACCGUGACGACCGUGUACGGCGAUCGGAUAAACCUAAGAAUACUGCCUCCCGUCGUAGCUACGAGGAGGACGACGAUUUCGACGAGUCGUACGAAGAGCGCCGCCGACGGAAGGCUGAACGGCAGAGGCAAAAGCUGGCGGCAUUAGAAGCAGCUGGCCCGACACCAAUUUUACUGCCAGAGUAUAUCAGUGUAGCUAAUCUGGCUACGGCCCUGCGUCAAAAGGUCGAUGUCUUUGUAGCGCAGCUCGAGGACCUUGGUUUUGAGGAGGUCAGCAAAGAAAACAUCCUGACGGGCGAGACAGCAGCCCUGAUAGCUCAGGAAUACGGCUUCGAACCGACGGUGGAUACGGGUGAGGAUGAAGACCUCAAGCCGCGACCACCUCCGGAAGAUCUUUCUUCUUUACCGCUGCGCCCGCCCGUCGUCACCAUCAUGGGUCACGUCGACCACGGUAAAACCACGCUGUUGGACUACCUGCGCAAGUCUUCUAUCGUGGCCCAAGAACACGGCGGCAUCACACAGCACAUUGGUGCCUUUUCGGUGAAGAUGUCGUCCGGAAAGCAAAUCACGUUUCUCGACACACCCGGCCACGCCGCCUUCCUGGCGAUGCGCCAGCGUGGUGCUCUAGUUACGGACAUGGUGAUUCUGGUGGUUGCUGCCGACGAUAGUGUCAUGCCGCAGACGCGGGAAGCAAUCAAGCAUGCCCGUGCCGCCAAGGUUCCCAUCAUUGUGGCCAUCAACAAGAUUGACAAGCCUGAGGCCAACGUCGACCGUGUCAAGUCUGAUUUGGCCAGCCACGGCGUUGAGAUUGAGGAUUACGGCGGCGAUGUGCAGGUUGUCUGCGUCAGCGGCAAGACGGGCCAGGGUAUGGACGACCUAGAGGAGAACAUCUUGACGCUCUCGGAGAUGCUCGACAUUCGCGCCGAAACGGACGGCAUGGCCGAGGGGUGGGUGCUAGAGUCCACCAUCAAGCCACUUGGGCGCGUCGCUACGGUGCUGGUAAAGCGUGGCACGCUUCGGCCGGGUGACUUCAUCGUCGCCGGGUGCGCCCAUGCCAAGAUCCGCUCGCUCCGCAAUGAGGCAGGUGUUGAGGUUCGGGAAGCCCCCCCUGGGACGGCAGUCGAGAUUCUCGGCUGGAAGGAGCCUCCAGAAGCCGGUGACAUGGUUCUUCAGGCACCCGACGAGGACAAGGCCAAAGCAGCAGUGCGAUACCGACAGGAGCUCAAGGACCGCGGGGAGGUGAUUGCGCAGAUGGCGCAGCAGGAGCAGGACCGGCGCGAACUGGAGCGGGAGAGAGAGGAGGCUGCUGCUGCCGCGGACUCUGGCAAAGAUGGCGACCCCGCAAAUACGGAGCCCGAACAAUCAGGUACCAAAUACGUCAACUUCACCGUCAAGGGCGACGUUCACGGCUCGACCGAGGCCGUCGCCGCAUCCAUUCUCGAACAGGGCAACAACGAAGUGCGUGCACGCGUGCUGCGCUCAUCGCCAGGCCAGAUCAACGAGUCGGACGUGGAACACGCCGCCGUCUCGGGCAGCACCAUCGUCAACUUCAACAACCCCAUCCCGCCUCGCAUCAGGGCCCUGGCAGAUGAUGCGGGAGUCAAGAUCAUGGAGCAUAACAUCAUCUACAACGUGAUUGAGGAUGUCAGGGAACAGUUGGCGGCGGCGCUGCCGCCCGUCAUCAUCCAGAAGGUGGUGGGCGAGGCCGAGGUGCUGCAGAUCUUCCCUAUCAACCUCAAGGGGCGGGUCUACAAGAACAUCGCGGGCUGCAGGGUUAACAAUGGUUUGGUAUUGAAGGGCGCCAAGGCCAGGGUCCUGCGGCACGGUGAGACGGUCUUCGAGGGCGUUAUUGAGACUCUCAGACAAGUCAAAAAGGAUGUCACCGAGAUGAAGAAGGGUAGCGAGUGCGGUCUGUCAUUUGCAGACUGGGACGAGCUCCGACAGGGCGACCACAUCCAGGUCCUAGAGGAGAUCGUCGAGAAGAGGCGGCUGUAA